GGGCCAAGUCCUCCUCCGUCCCAGGGUGCCUCGGGCUGACGAUGGCCGCCACCAUGGAGGAGGAAGAGCUGGAGUUUGUGGAUGAGCUGGAGGGCGUCCUGCACCUGGCGCCCGAGGUGCAGCAGGCGAUUGAGCAGGUGUUCCCCAGCCAGGAUCCCUUGGACAGGGCUGACUUCAAUGCAGUGGAAUACAUCAAUGCACUCUUCCCAACUGAACAGUCUUUGGCCAACAUUGACGAAGUUGUAACCAAAAUAAGACUAAAAAUAAGACGGUUGGAUGAUAACAUUCGAACUGUGGUAAGAGGGCAAACCAAUGUAGGACAAGAUGGCCGACAGGCUUUGGAGGAAGCGCAGAAAGCCAUUCAACAGCUUUUUGCCAAGAUUAAGGACAUUAAGGACAAAGCAGAGAAAUCGGAGCAGAUGGUCAAAGAAAUCACCCAGGACAUUAAACAGCUUGAUCAUGCCAAACGCCACCUCACAACUUCCAUCACCACGCUCAAUCACCUGCACAUGCUUGCGGGAGGUGUCGACUCCUUGGAGGCGAUGACUCGCCGCAGACAGUAUGGAGAAGUAGCUAACCUCAUGCAAGGGGUGGUGAACGUGCUGGAGCACUUCCACAAGUAUAUGGGAAUUCCGCAGAUCCGCCAGCUCUCUGAAAGGGUCCGGGCUGCACAGACAGAGCUGGGGCAACAGAUCCUGGCGGAUUUUGAAGAGGCCUUCCCCUCGCAGAGCACUAAGAGACCAGCGGGCCCCAGUAACAUUCUGCGCGAUGCCUGCCUGGUGGCCAACGUUCUGGAUCCCAGAAUUAAGCAGGAGAUAAUCAAGAAAUUUACAAAGCAACAUCUCUCAGAGUACCACGUUCUGUUCCAGGAGAACCAAGAUGUGGCGUGGCUGGAUAAGAUAGAUCGACGGUACGCUUGGAUUAAACGGCAGCUGGUAGAUUAUGAAGAGAAAUACGGCCGCAUGUUCCCAGGGGAGUGGAAUAUGAGUGAAAGGAUCACGGUGGAGUUCUGCCACGGCACCAGGAUAGAGCUGGCUAAAAUAAUGCGAACGAGAGCCAAGGAAAUUGAAGUGAAGCUGCUGCUGUUUGCGAUCCAAAGGACGACAAACUUUGAGGGCCUGUUGGCCAAGAGGUUCUCAGGCAGCACGCUGACAGAUGGCAUCGUGAAAAAGCCAGAGCCAGCUCCACCUUCCACAAAUCCAUUCCUUGAGGAUGAACCAGGAGUAGAUUGUGAUCCCGAGAAAGAAGGAGAUCUAGAGAAGCCAAAGAAGCCUAAAGUCCCAGACAACCCUUUCCAUGGCAUUAUCUCCAAAUGCUUUGAGCCUCACCUAUACGUUUACAUUGAGUCUCAGGACAGGAAUCUCGGCGAGCUGAUCGACAAAUUUGUGGCCGAUUUCAAAGCCCAGGGUCCCCCGAAGCCGAACGCUGGUGACGGUGGAGUGGUGCUCCCCAGCUGUGCCGACUUGUUUGUCUACUACAAGAAGUGCAUGGUGCAGUGCUCGCAACUCAGCACCGGGGAGCCGAUGAUUGCCCUGACCACCAUCUUCCAGAAAUACCUGCGUGAAUAUGCCUGGAAAAUCCUCUCCGGAAACCUGCCGAAAACCACAAGUAGCAGCGGUGGCCUGACCAUCUCCAGUCUGCUGAAGGAGAAGGAGGGCUCGGAGGUGGCAAAGUUCACACUGGAGGAGCUCUGCCUCAUCUGCAGUAUCCUCAGCACUGCCGAGUAUUGCCUGGCAACAACACAACAGCUUGAAGAGAAACUCAAGGAGAAGGUGGAUGUGAGUCUAGCAGAACGCAUCAACCUGAUAUCAGAAAUGGACACCUUUAGCACAGUGAUUUCCAAUAGUAUCCAGCUCUUGGUUCAGGACUUGGACGCAGCCUGUGACCCGGCAUUGACUGCUAUGAGUAAAAUGCCCUGGCAAAAUGUGGAGCAUGUGGGUGACCAGAGUGCCUAUGUCACUUCUAUAAUCCUCCAUAUCAAGCAGAAUGUGCCCAUUAUCCGAGAUAACCUGGCUUCCACGCGCAAAUACUUUACGCAGUUCUGCAUCAAAUUUGUCAACUCCUUCAUUCCAAAAUUCAUCAACCACCUUUUCAAGUGCAAGCCAAUCAGUAUGGUGGGAGCUGAGCAGCUACUACUGGACACUCACUCCCUCAAAACCGUUCUGCUGGAUCUUCCUUCCAUUGGUUCACAAGUGGUACGCAAGGCUCCGGCGAGCUAUACCAAGAUUGUUGUCAAAGGCAUGACUCGUGCAGAGAUGAUUCUGAAGGUGGUAAUGGCCCCACAUGACGCAUCAGUGAUAUUUGUGGAUAAUUACAUCAAACUUCUAGCAGACUGCAGCACAGACACAUUCCAGAAGGUUCUGGAUAUGAAGGGUCUGAAACGCAGCGAGCAGAGCAGCAUGCUGGACCUCUUCCGUCAGAGGCUACCGACCCCUCCAUCCGGCGCUGAGAACACCCUGACUGCCGCGCUCUCCGCUCCAUCCCCAGAACAGGAAUCGUCCCGCAUCCGCAAGCUGGAGAAACUCAUUAAAAAGAGACUGUGAGCGCAGCAAAAGACAAGAGCGGCUCAGCCCAGACUCACCCCGGCA
Leucoraja erinaceus (little skate) is the source of this 2588-nucleotide messenger RNA. RefSeq names its product VPS53 subunit of GARP complex (gene vps53). The coding region runs from base 42 to 2543 and encodes 833 amino acids. The transcript has 22 exons. Gene Ontology annotation, cellular component: GARP complex. The record is from RefSeq and is a predicted model, not a curated record. Lineage: Eukaryota; Metazoa; Chordata; Chondrichthyes; Rajiformes; Rajidae. Gene Ontology annotation, biological process: retrograde transport, endosome to Golgi.